AUGGCGGAAACCAACCCGAAUCCUUCAGCGGUCGACCCGCGCAGCGGCUUCUGCAGCUCCACCUCCACUUUCCACAGCAAGCGCUCGCCGAUCCCCCUCCCCUCCACUGACUUCAUUGACGUCGCCACAUUCAUCUCUUCCUGCCCGCACCGCGGCUGCACCGCCUUCAUCGACGCCGCCACCGGCCGCCGCCUCACCUACCCGGAUCUCUGGCGCGCCGUCGACGCCGUCUCUGACGCCCUCGCCUCCGAUUUCGGCGUCCGCAAGGGCCACGUUGUCCUCCUCCUCACCCCCAACUCGAUCUACUUCCCGGUCGUCUGCCUCGCCGUCAUGUCCCUCGGCGCCGUCGUCACCACCACCAACCCCCUCAACACCGCCGCCGAGAUCGCCAAGCAGAUCGGCGACUCCAAACCGGUCCUCGCCUUCGCAAUCCCUGAGCUCCUCCCCAAAAUCGCCGGUUUAAGCCUCCCGGUCGUCAUCCUCGGCCCCAAUUCUCACGCUCCGAGUCAUCCAAACCCUGGAAAAUUGAAAAUCGCCGCCUCAAUCGAGGAAUUGAUGAAGAGAGAGCCCAGUCAAACCCGAGUCAAGGAACGAGUCCAUGUGAACGACGCGGCGGCGAUCCUGUACUCCUCCGGCACGACCGGCGCCAGCAAGGGCGUGAUCUCCACGCACAGGAACCUGAUCGCGACGGUCCAGACGGUCGUGAACCGGUUCAAAUUGGAAGAAGGCAGACAGACGUUCAUAUGCACGGUGCCAAUGUUCCACAUCUACGGGCUGGUGGCGUUCGCCACCGGCCUGAUAGCCGCCGGCUCGACCGUCGUCAUCCUCUCGAAGUUCGAGAUGGAUGAGAUGCUGAUGGCGAUCCAGAGAUUCUCGGCCUCCUACCUGCCUCUGGUACCGCCGAUCCUGGUGGCGAUGGUCAACAACGCCGAGGCGAUAAGGAAAAAGUACGAUUUGAGCAGCCUGCAGUCGGUGCUAUCGGGCGGCGCGCCGUUGAGCAAGGAGGUGAUCGAGGGUUUCUCGGCCAGGUACCCGAACGUGACGAUUCUACAGGGGUACGGACUCACUGAGUCAACAGGGAUCGGGGCGUCGACGGACUCGCUAGAGGAGAGCAGGAGGUACGGGACGGCUGGGACGCUGUCGCCGAGCAUGGAGGCGAGGAUCGUGGACCCGGACAGCGGUGAGUUGCUGCCGGUGAACCGGACGGGUGAGCUUUGGCUGAGGGGCCCAUCCAUAAUGAAAGGUUACUUAAGCAAUGAAGAGGCCACAGCCUCAACCCUGGACUCAAAUGGUUGGUUGAAAACCGGAGACUUAUGCUACAUCGAUGACGAUGGAUUCAUCUUUGUUGUCGACAGGUUGAAGGAGCUCAUCAAGUACAAGGGUUAUCAGGUUGCUCCUGCAGAAUUGGAGGCUUUGUUGCUCACCCACCCGGAAAUAGCUGAUGCUGCUGUCAUACCAUUUCCGGAUGCGGAGGUUGGGCAGUUUCCAAUGGCUUAUGUGGUUCGCAAAAAAGGGAGUACGUUACCAGAGAGUCAUGUGAGGGAUUUCAUUGCUAAACAGGUGGCUCCUUACAAGAGAGUUAGACGAGUCGCAUUCGUGGGCUCCAUACCCAAGAACCCCUCGGGCAAAAUACUUAGAAAGGACCUUAUCAAGCUUGCAGUCUCUAAACUAUGA
Striga hermonthica is the source of this 1674-nucleotide messenger RNA. The record is from the annotation of a GenBank genome assembly. Lineage: Eukaryota; Viridiplantae; Streptophyta; Magnoliopsida; Lamiales; Orobanchaceae.